Messenger RNA from Schizosaccharomyces osmophilus, 1056 nucleotides. RefSeq names its product carbonic anhydrase (gene nce103). Lineage: Eukaryota; Fungi; Ascomycota; Schizosaccharomycetes; Schizosaccharomycetales; Schizosaccharomycetaceae. Gene Ontology annotation, cellular component: cytoplasm. Gene Ontology annotation, biological process: cellular response to oxidative stress; cellular response to carbon dioxide. The coding region runs from base 1 to 1056 and encodes 351 amino acids. Gene Ontology annotation, molecular function: carbonate dehydratase activity; zinc ion binding. The transcript has a single exon. The record is from RefSeq and is a predicted model, not a curated record.
AUGCAAAUAUACAAAUGUACGGGAUUCGCUCUCCAAGAAGCAGUUUUUCCUUCCCAGUCGUUGCUUGUGCUACGAAGUUGGAAUGGGUGUAAACGUCUCUUUUCGAAUACGUAUGCGUCCCAACCAAAUGCUUUAGAUCCCACAAUCUUUCGUUCUUGGAUUCAACCGCGAUCAGCGAUCCAAUUAAGUCAGCACUCUGUCUCUGGUCGAUAUUCAUGGCGGACAUAUAUUACCAACACCACCCACCUUCCUAACCGCAAGUUUUCUUCUACCUCUUACCACCUCUUACCUCGCAACGCAAACGAAAUGGAGCAACACAGAAAAUUGGACAAGCUAGGACGCCGCAUUCAAGAAAUUGAUAAUCAAGAAGUAACUGAAACUACAGACGAGGUUCCUCCUGCCAAUGUCCUUCCCUUAGAUGGCAAAGUUGUUCAAUCUCCCGAAUUAAAAAACUUGCUUGAACGUAACUUGAAUUGGUCAAAACAAACCACUCGUAACUUUCCAUCCUUCUUCUCCGUCACCAAAGAUAUUCAAAGUCCUCAAGUUAUGUGGAUUGGAUGCUCUGACUCUCGUGUCCCUGAAACCACUGUUUUGGAUCUUUUGCCUGGCGAGGUUUUCGUCCAUCGUAAUAUCGCCAAUGUCGUUCCUCGCUCAGAUAUCAAUGCCUUGGCCGCUAUGGAGUAUUCUGUCACCGCUCUUAAAGUCAAACACAUUAUCGUCUGUGGUCACUAUGGUUGCGGAGGUGUUGCAGCUGCCAUGGGCCCCCAUACAAAUAACUUGAUGGAUCAUUGGCUUCGUCACAUCCGCGAUGUCAUUGAAGACAACCGCUCGGAACUGGACGCCAUAAAAAACCCCGAGGAACGUCGUCUGCGUCUUGCUGAAUUAAAUACCCGUGCUCAGGCCGUUUCCGUAACCCGCGUCGGUUUUGUCCGUCAAGCUAUGGAGUCCCGUGGUUUACAGGUCCAUGGCUGGGUUUAUGAUGUCGGUACAGGCAGAAUUAAGAGCUUGGAUAUCUCUGAUGCCAUCAAUAAUGCAAAAUAUAACCCUUAUAACUAA